AUGAUACCACAGCAACGCUGCAGACCAGCUCGCAGGCACGAGUGCUACACGUUUGUGCAAGUCUUACAGUCAGCCGAGCGUCAAACACUUGACCUUGGCCAACCAGACCAGACGCAGGUCAAAAAUUGCAGAUCGCUGCCGGUGUUGGUGUCGGUCAUCCCGAGCUUUCAUUCUACAACUUGCCUCGCGCACAACAAGCCCCUACCACUACAUCCACCACCUCCGCAAGAUGAAGACCGGAGCUUUCGUCGCUGCUGCCGCCACGGCCCUCGCUGCUAUCACCGCCCCGAGUGCUCCACGCUCACCCGCGUCGUGACGUUCCUGCCGCUGUUGACCGAUGCCAACACCUGCGCGUCCAACACGGGCUACUCGCUCUACCCGUUCACUGGACUCCCGACGGCCGAAGAGAUCACUCUCAUCUGCGCCGAUACCACGUGCACCAAGGUGCUGUCGGAGGCCGCCGCGCUCGAUCUUCCGGACUGCACUGUGACGUACAACGCGGUCGCUUACAACGUCAAGGACCAGAUCACGCUCUACGCGACCGCCUGCGGUGCGGCUCGGAAGUGA
Messenger RNA from Phytophthora sojae, 567 nucleotides. RefSeq lists its product as hypothetical. Gene Ontology annotation, cellular component: extracellular region. The coding region runs from base 1 to 567 and encodes 188 amino acids. The transcript has a single exon. The record is from RefSeq and is a predicted model, not a curated record. Lineage: Eukaryota; Oomycota; Peronosporomycetes; Peronosporales; Peronosporaceae.